GGCAGCAGAGACAGUGUGAAUGGUGAGGAGGGGCCAUCAGAUCCUGCUGCUACCUAAUGGAAUGGAGCCUUAGGGUGCCCUACACUACCUGACCUUGGCUAGACUCACAGCUUCCUCCCGGAACUGAAGCAAAGGAUUGCCAGGCAACCUCUUUCCUUCAACUUCAAUAGGCAACAAAGGAACCAGGUCCAUCCUUUGGGACCAUGGUUGGGCUUCAGCCGUCAGAAGUACCUCCCACAACAGCUGUGAAGUUCCUGGGGGCCGGAGCUGCCGCCUGUUUUGCUGACCUCCUCACCUUCCCCCUGGACACUGCCAAGGUCCGCCUGCAGAUCCAAGGGGAGAACCCAGGGGCGCAGAGCGUGCAGUACCGCGGCGUGCUGGGUACCAUCCUGACUAUGGUGCGCACAGAGGGUCCCCGCAGCCCCUACAGCGGACUGGUCGCCGGCCUGCACCGCCAGAUGAGCUUUGCCUCCAUUAGAAUUGGCCUCUACGACUCUGUCAAGCAGUUCUACACCCCCAAGGGAGCGGACCACUCUAGCGUCGCCAUCAGGAUUCUGGCAGGCUGCACCACGGGAGCCAUGGCAGUGACCUGCGCCCAGCCCACAGAUGUGGUGAAGGUCCGAUUUCAAGCCAUGAUACGCCUGGGAACUGGAGGCGAGAGGAAAUACAGAGGGACUAUGGAUGCCUACAGAACCAUCGCCAGGGAGGAAGGUGUCAGGGGCCUGUGGAAAGGGACUUGGCCCAACAUCACAAGAAAUGCCAUCGUCAACUGUGCCGAGAUGGUGACCUAUGACAUCAUCAAGGAGAAGCUGCUGGACUCUCACCUGUUCACUGACAACUUCCCCUGUCACUUUGUCUCUGCCUUUGGAGCUGGCUUCUGUGCCACGGUGGUGGCCUCCCCAGUGGAUGUGGUAAAGACCCGAUACAUGAACGCUCCCCCAGGAAGGUACCGCAGCCCUCUACACUGUAUGCUGAAGAUGGUGGCCCAGGAGGGCCCCACAGCCUUCUACAAAGGAUUCAUGCCCUCCUUCCUUCGUCUGGGAGCCUGGAACGUGAUGAUGUUUGUAACCUACGAACAGCUGAAGCGGGCCUUAAUGAAAGUCCAGGUACUGCGAGAAUCUCCAUUUUGAACAAGGUGAUCAGGCCUCUUGGUACUUUCCUCAUAAAAAAGGCUUCCUGGAACGGAACAAAACCUCUCUGCCCAGGGGAUGCAGACCCACACACAUUACGGAACCCUGCACUGUUGCUGUCUUGAGAAACUGAACUAAAAGAGGAAGAGACUCUUGGUCUUCCAUGUUUCAUCCUAAAACACCUUUGUUUUGCACUGACCUGAUGGGAAAUAAAUUAUAUUAAUUUUUAAAACCCUUCCGGUUGGAUGCCUAACAUUUAGGCAAGAGACAACAAAGAAAGCGAGAGCCGACCCCCUUGAAAUGUAGGAUUAAACAACACAUAAUAAACAGGAAAGGCCACAGGCAUUGGGAAGAUCUGCCCACUGUGUUGUCCUUGAAUCAAACAAAAUGGCCGGAGGGACCCUUCAGCUUCAGCACAGAGCUGUGACUUAGCCUUCUCAGUCACCAGAUGACUUCCCCUCUCCGUAAUGAGUCUGCCAAGCAGGCUCCAUCAGGAUUCUUCGGAAAAUGAGAAAGGAAAAAGAACACAUUGACCCUGUACAAAUGCAUCCUGCUGGGCCCACGGAAGACACUGGAGGAUGGAGUGUGUUCAGUGGUAACAGUCCUUCACUGUCUGCCUCCUCAGCGUAUCAGGAAGAUAGAAAGCGAAGCAGGCAUGGCCGAACUUUCUAACAAGACCCGUCUGCAAAUGUAAACACGAGGACAAUGCUUUAGGAGAGAUUCUGUCCAGAGAAGAAGCUUGAGGAAAAUGCAGUUUGUAGUGGUGAAGCCAUGCACACCUGGACCUCGUGGGUAGGACCGUGGGUUACUGAAGCCACCGGACCUGCUGCCUGGUGACAUCAAAGGGCUGGGGGAAGGGCACUGCCUGUCCAUCAGUCCAAAGUAGCAGGACUCAGAAUCUUUAGGGAAUUGUUAGGACUCAGUAAAAGAAUUUCCACCUCAAGGGCAAGACUGAGAACAGCUUCUCUUCUGCCUUCUCUCGGGGAUUUUCUCAUCUCAGGUCCUACUUAUCAGGCUCCUGGCCAGCUGCACCCCCCCACACUUCCUCCGCUUCUCUCGAUGCCUUUGGCUGCAGAGCCCUUGCUCUACCUGUUAAGCCUUCAGCCUUCCUCCUGCAAGAGGGGGGGUGGUGAAGUACAGGACCAACUUCCAAGCUUAAGACUGUGCAUCUGGCAACGAAGUAGCUCAGUGGGGUCAAUUCAUGGGCCCCACAUGGUAGAAGGACAGAACGGACUCUUGCAAAUUGUCCUCUGACCUUCAUAUGAGUGUCCUAUGCAGGUGACUGUACAUACGUACAAACAUGAUAAAGACGGAAACAAAUGUAAAAAAAUAAAAAUAGAAAGUUCUACCAAAUAUGAUGGUUUAAAUGAGAUGCCCCCCAUAUGUCUCAGGCAUUUGAAUACUUGGUCCCCAGUUGUUGGUGGCUACUUGGGGAAGUUAGAAGAUGUGGCAUUUUUGGAAGAAAUGUGUCACUGGAGACUGGCUUGGAGAGUCCAAAGAUCACGGCACUCCGAGUUUUUCUGAUUUUUCGUUUUGAGAUGUGAGUUCUUAUUAGCUACUCCAAUUGUCUGCUGCCCAGCCUCCUCACCAUGAGGGACUUUUAUCCCUCUGCAACUGUAAGCCCCAAAUAAACCUUCCUUCUGUAA
Messenger RNA from Grammomys surdaster, 2776 nucleotides. It is a transcript of the gene Ucp3, whose product is annotated as uncoupling protein 3. Bases 204 to 1130 code for a protein of 308 amino acids. Gene Ontology annotation, cellular component: mitochondrial membrane. Lineage: Eukaryota; Metazoa; Chordata; Mammalia; Rodentia; Muridae. The record is from RefSeq and is a predicted model, not a curated record. Gene Ontology annotation, molecular function: oxidative phosphorylation uncoupler activity. Gene Ontology annotation, biological process: mitochondrial transmembrane transport; adaptive thermogenesis; mitochondrial transport. The transcript has 7 exons.